This is a messenger RNA of Stomoxys calcitrans (stable fly), 1278 nucleotides long. It is a transcript of the gene RnpS1, whose product is annotated as RNA-binding protein with serine-rich domain 1-B. Gene Ontology annotation, cellular component: cytoplasm; nucleoplasm; ASAP complex. Gene Ontology annotation, molecular function: RNA binding. The record is from RefSeq and is a predicted model, not a curated record. The transcript is spliced from 3 exons. NCBI's taxonomy places the organism in Eukaryota, Metazoa, Arthropoda, Insecta, Diptera, Muscidae. Bases 136 to 1167 code for a protein of 343 amino acids. Gene Ontology annotation, biological process: mRNA splicing, via spliceosome.
AUUUCAAGGGACGCGUUGUUAUCGGAAAAACCCGAAUUGAGUAAUUUUGUUCGUCUAAUAUUUUCUUUAUAGUAAGGAAAUUCAGGAAUUCCGAAUAUUUGCAAAGCUAUUGAUUCUUGAUUAAAAGGGAUAAGCAUGGCACGAGAUAUUUCUCCUCCCGGAGAAACAGAAAAAAGCAAAGAUACUAAGGAAAGCAGCAAAGAUGUUGCAAAGGUUGCUAACAACAAAGUGAGUUCGUCGUCGACUAACCGUGGAAGAGAACGUGAUAGAAGGAGGCGGGGAAGUGCAUCUUCCAGCAGUGAUUCAAGUGACAGUUCAUCGGACAGCAGCUCAUCUCGCAGCAGUUCCGGUUCAGGAUCGCGCUCAAGCUCCUCAAGUUCUAGCGGCUCUUCGUCUUCUUCGUCAUCUUCUUCUUCCCGUAAAAGUGGUUCCCGCUCUCAUUCUCGCAGUCCACCACCCAAAAGACGUGAGCGUUCCCGUAGUCCGCUACCAAAGCGUCGUGAACGCUCUAGAAGUCCACCUACUAAACCUGUGAGAGAGCGCACGCGAUCAAGAUCACGCAGUCCCCCUCCAAAGACUAGAGAGCGGACCAGGUCUCGCUCGCCGCCACCAAAACGUCGUGAAAGAUCGCGUAGCCCGGUGGCUAAACCUCGAGACCGUACACGUACUCGUUCUCGUAGUCCUGCUCCUAAAGUUAGAGAACGUUCACAAACACCCAAACCCACACGCAUUCAUAUUGGACGUUUAACUCGAAAUGUUACUAAGGACCAUGUAGUCGAGAUAUUCAGCUGCUUUGGGGAAGUGAAAAAUGUAGAAUUUCCAACCGACCGUUAUCAUCCAAACUUUGGUCGUGGUAUUGCCUAUGUGGAGUACGCUACACACGAGGAAUGUGAAGCUGCCAUAAAGCAAAUGGAUGGUGGUCAAAUCGAUGGGCAAGAAAUUAAUGUAUCAGCUGUACUAACCCCGAAAGCUCGAAUUCCACAAAGACGUCCUUCGCCUGUGAAUAGACGAGGAAACGAGCGCUGGCGGGCAUCUCCCCGUUUCAACAGAUUUAACAGAAACAACAGGCGCUCACCUCCGCGUGGAGGACGUCGUUCACCACUUCGCAGACGUUCUCGAACUCCUAUUCGACGACGUAGACGCAGCAGUUCAGAUAGUUCCCGCUAAUAAUUUACCAAGACAGGCAAUUUGUAAAAAUAAAUAAAUUGUCAAGUUAUAAAUUACGAAUCCAUAAAAACAUAUAUAAUGUAUGUAUCAAAUAUACAUCGUAAAUUUUAA